Messenger RNA from Strongyloides ratti, 1020 nucleotides. RefSeq lists its product as hypothetical. NCBI's taxonomy places the organism in Eukaryota, Metazoa, Nematoda, Chromadorea, Rhabditida, Strongyloididae. Gene Ontology annotation, cellular component: cytosol; nucleus. Gene Ontology annotation, biological process: NAD-cap decapping; nuclear-transcribed mRNA catabolic process. The transcript has 2 exons. The record is from RefSeq and is a predicted model, not a curated record. Gene Ontology annotation, molecular function: mRNA 5'-diphosphatase activity. The coding region runs from base 1 to 1020 and encodes 339 amino acids.
AUGGAUACAUUUGCUCGUUUUCGUGAUAUUAUUGAUGAACCCAAAAAAAUUUGUGGAUUAUCAUUUAAUGAGUAUGGUGAAAUUAUGGAAAAUGAAACUGAAAACCAAGUAUUUUUAAAUUCAAAUAUUUUAAAACAAAAAAAUAUUGAAAUUGAUUUGAAAAAAAAUUUUGAAUUUUACAAGCACAGGGUUGGUGAAUUUAAAAUAAAGUUUCGUUCUAACAUGAUUUUGAACUUUCAUAAACGUGGAGAAGGAAAAUUUAAGAAAUUUUUGAAUGGUGCAGAUUUUUUUUUUACUCGUGGAACACUUUCAGCUAUUAGCAACGCUGCUAAAGAUCAUCUCUCAAUUUUGGCAAUUAUAAUAGAUGGUGUAAUUGUUGUUGUUAGAAAUGAAGAAACUUUUGUCCCUGAUAAUUAUUUAUUUACUUAUGCUGGUCUUAACUUUGAGACUUUCAUUACAUCUAAAAAUGGAAAUAUUACUAUAAAUUAUGAUAAAUUAGUUAGUAAUUGGGAACAAUACAAAGAAAUUUAUACUACAAAUAUUUAUUUGUCGAAUGGUGAAAGUAUUAAGAUAGCAUACUCUUGCGAAAUAGAUGCUUUCGAUAAAUGUACUAUGAUGCCAAUCGAAAUAAAAACACAAUUUAUAAAAAAUUUACCAUUUACUAUUAAUCAAAGUAUUUUUGGUUAUUUCAAAUCAAUUAGUGUCAGUUUUCAAUGUUUGUUAGGAAAUGUUCAUGACGUUGUAGUUGGUUAUAAAAACUAUAAUAAUAUUGUUUGUAGUAUAAAAAAGUAUUCGAUUAAAGAUAUUUUAAAAGAUGAUUCUAUUUCAAAAGCUGUACAAAAACGUUGCUGUGAUCUUGCAAAAUAUUUAAAAAAUAUCAAAAUAAUGUUUGAAUCAAAAAAUAACAAAGGCUGUUUUGAAAUUAAAUUAUCAAAUGAAGUAACCUCUAAGUAUUUUAGUGAAAUUCUACCAGAAGUUAAAAAUUUCUUUACAGAAGAAUUUUGUGAAACAUUUUUCUAA